AUGGCAGAUAUCGAAAUGGUAGAAGCAAGAUCAAACACGGCUGACGGUAGCGAUUCCUCCGAAUACGUGGAGUUUUGGAUCGAUUUAUUUCUGGGACGUAAGGGCCAUGAAUACUUCUGCGACGUAGACACGGACUACAUUGUGGACCGGUUUAAUCUGAUAAACUUGCAGAAGACGGUGAACAAGUUCACGCAGGUGAUCCAGUACAUCGUGGACGAGCUGGACGACACGAUUUUGGAACAGUUGUCGAGUGGACGAAUGCAGCAGUUGGAACACGAUGCUUGCAAAUUGUACGGACUGAUCCACGCACGCUACGUGAUUACGAUCAAGGGUCUGCAGAAGAUGUUGCAGAAAUACAAAGAAGCGGAUUUUGGACGGUGUCCCCGGGUCUACUGCAAUUUCCAGCCGCUGCUGCCGGUCGGGCUGCACGAUGCUCCGGGCGUGGAUUGCGUGAAAUUGUACUGUCCGUGCUGUGAGGAUCUGUAUGUGCCGAAAUCCACGCGUCACAGUGCCAUCGACGGAGCGUAUUUUGGUACAAGCUUCGCAGGCAUGUUCCUACAAGCGUUCCCAGAGAUGGUGCCCAAGCACCCCGUACAACGGUACGUGCCCAAGAUUUUUGGCUUUGAUUUGCACAAACAGGCGCAGACCGCAAGGUGGCAAGAGCUGCAGCGUCUCAAGCUCGAGAAUCGGUUGAAAUCCAAGGGAGUAGACGGUAAUUACAAAUAG
Lachancea lanzarotensis is the source of this 726-nucleotide messenger RNA. RefSeq names its product LALA0S01e16820g1_1 (gene CKB2). Lineage: Eukaryota; Fungi; Ascomycota; Saccharomycetes; Saccharomycetales; Saccharomycetaceae. The record is from RefSeq and is a predicted model, not a curated record. The transcript has a single exon. Gene Ontology annotation, molecular function: protein kinase regulator activity. The coding region runs from base 1 to 726 and encodes 241 amino acids. Gene Ontology annotation, cellular component: cytoplasm; protein kinase CK2 complex.